Molecule: messenger RNA, 561 nt
Organism: Brassica napus (rape)
Lineage: Eukaryota; Viridiplantae; Streptophyta; Magnoliopsida; Brassicales; Brassicaceae
Exons: 3
Source: RefSeq, a predicted model, not a curated record
CGAGUUCAAGCGUGUGAGAGAAGAGAGAAUGCUGGAUGGACUCCAGUGCCACAGUUCGGAGGGUGGGACCAAAAAGGAAUAGACGCAACAGACUACUCGGUUGUGUUUACUAAAGCUCGCGCUAACAGGAAGCUGAACAAAGCUGAUGUCUCACAUUCUUUGGGAAGCGAACAAGAACUCAUGGCAAGUGCUCGUCGUCACCACCAUCACCAACUUCACCAUCGCCGCGAAACCCAAGAUGAUGACCCUGUCAUGAAGAAGAAGAGGAUCUUGACCUACAUCAAUUGUUGCAUCAGACCAAACUAGGGCCUAUGUUCCAGAGUUGCAAUUGUAAAGACAUCAGUGUUCUGUAAUCUAUCUGCGCCAUCCGUUAAGAUACUCAUGGUUGGUGUAUACAUUUUGAGUUCUGCCUUCAAGUCCGAUAUGAGAGUUAAGAUAACAUGAACCAAAUUUCUGUCAAAUCCCAUAUAUUAAUUAACACUUACGAGCCAUGCUUGCAAUGUCAAAUUUGCAACUACGCAUGCAUCCUAAACCCAAAAAUAAUAGACGUUUUUUGAACUC